Molecule: messenger RNA, 2331 nt
Organism: Anopheles cruzii
Lineage: Eukaryota; Metazoa; Arthropoda; Insecta; Diptera; Culicidae
Product: protein-glucosylgalactosylhydroxylysine glucosidase-like
Exons: 3
Coding region: 1-2331 (776 amino acids)
Biological process (GO): carbohydrate metabolic process
Molecular function (GO): catalytic activity
Source: RefSeq, a predicted model, not a curated record
AUGCCAGGAGCAGGUGUAGUGAUACUAACGGUGGCCUUAGGGUCGCUGCUACUUGGCGCUACCGUUAGUUUAGCGCAGAGCAAUGAUGCCCACUAUAAGUUCGUGACCACGCAGCUUCCAGAUGUGUCGGUGAGGCCAACAUUGGCCAACGGUCAGAUCGGGUUCGUGGUCUACGAUGGACACGUCCAUCUGAACGGAGUGUACAAUGGCGAGGGAGGACAAUCGCACCGUGCUCGGGUGCGCAACUUCGGAAACAUCCAGCUGUACGAUUGCUCACCCACGAAUGGUACACCACAGCCUGGUUACUGCAAUUACCAGCUGGACAUGCGGGAAGGAAAAUUUGUGACCGUUGGCGAAAGUUCCACUCUCGGCUAUCGGGUGGACCAUGAGGUGUAUCCACAUCGAUUUUAUGACUCGGUGCUAGUGAAUCGUUUCCGAGUGCAGCGAUUGAAUUCGCAGAGCACUAUACAGGUGCGGAUCCAGCAGAUCCCUGGCAUGGACAGUGGUGACUUUGCGCUGGAGUCCACGAACGAGUUCGUCAUGUCGAACGUGGUCUAUAGGCAGGAGUGCAGCCGUACAGUGAAGAUGGAACAAUCGACCGUCCAAACGUAUGGUCAAACCGUGUGCGUGACGUUCCAGUCGAUCCCGGAAUACUUGGAAAUUACGCCGGAUACUAUGGCGAAGGAGUUCGUCUUUUACACCGUAUUCAGCAUGGUAGCUCAGCACGGUGUCCGGCAGAUAGAGAUAUUGGCCGGACUAGUUGCUGGUGAAGAGCACGCACUGCACGUGAAAGAAAUGGAUCUUCUGUGGGAUCGCUAUGGUAUCACGGUGGAGGCUAACGAAGACCUUGACCGAGCUAUUAAGGCGAGCGCUUUCUACCUGUUCAGCUCGCUUCCGGCGCACAAUGUCGAUAACAACGUUGCCCGAUUGCCCUUCUAUGGGCUUGCUCCCGCCGGUUUAGGUCGCGGCGGUGAAGUAGAGCGUGAAUACCAAGGACACAGCUUCUGGGAUACCGAAAUCUGGAUGUACCCAUCGAUCCUGCUGAUGGAUCCGAUCAACGCUCUGAAAGUGUUACAGUACCGAUCGGUAGUGGCUGAUGGAGCGCGCCUCAAUGCCGUGAAGAACGGGUUCGAAGGUGUUCAGUUUCCCUGGGAGUCGGCUUUUACCGGCACAGAGGUAACGCCUGAGUGCUGCCCCGAGGUUGUAGAAUAUCAGCAUCACAUCACGGCGGACAUUGCGUUCGCCAUUCGGCAAUACUUCUACACGACUGGCGAUACCGACUGGUUCGGUGCUGAUGCUUGCGAGAUGGUACUCGAAACGGCACGGUUUUGGCGUAGCCGUGCGCGUUACAAUAACGGUACCGAUCUGUACGACAUUCGCAAUGCGAUGGGCCCGGACGAGGACCAUCACGAUGUAACCAACAAUGCGUUCACGAAUGUGAUGGCAGCCCACAAUCUGUUUCUGGGCGAGUUUGCCAGUUGCUUCUGUUCGCAACACGCCCAGUCCACAGACGAGGGUAAAGAUUUCUUGAGAAUCGGACGAGGUAUGACAUUGCUAUACGACGCCCAAGGAGAUUUUCAUCCACAGUACGACGGCUACGUAGACGGUACGCUCAUCAAACAGGCCGACACGGUGCUGUUGAUCUAUCCGCUACAGUAUCCCAUGAAUGAGGCGACGAAGGCGAACAAUCUGCGCAAAUACUCACAAGUUACUCGGGAAAAUGGACCAGCCAUGACCUGGGCCAUCCACACGAUCGGUCAUCUGGAGCUGGGCCAAGAACAGGAAGCGAGGUCCAUGUUCGAGAAGAGUUACAAGCAAUAUCUGCGUGCUCCGUUCAACGUUUGGAGCGAAAAUGGUAACAACGAAGCGGGUGCCGGUAAUUUCAUAACCGGUGCCGGAGGAUUCCUACAGACCCUCAUCAAUGGCUACGCGGGUGUACGACUGCAUCAGGAUCGGUUAGAAAUUCGAAAUGUACGUCCGCCACCGGAAUCGAACGUCCUAUACCUACCGACAAUCGAGUACCGAAAGGUGCUCUUCUCUCUGACGAUCCGAUCAAACAACAUCGUUAUCAAGUUCAAAACGGCCGGCCAUACCGGAGUGAGGUUGGUUAUCAAUAAUGCGGAAGCGGACAUAUGCUUAAACUGUGAAUAUUCGGCAAUGGAGUUGACCAUUCAACAGACCGCGAAUCAAGAAUUUAAUGGGUGUAGUCUGCGACCGACCACACUAGGCAUUAAGGUAGCCGACCAAACUGACGGUGCCGCAGUGCUACAGAGUACAUCGGUGGCUUUCGCGUCACUUAUUCUAAGUUACCUCCUAAGCAAAAUGUUUUAG